AUGUCUCACAGAAAGUACGAAGCUCCACGUCACGGUUCCCUUGGUUUCUUGCCAAGAAAGCGCUCUAGAACCCAGAGAGGUAGAUGUAAGUCCUUCCCAAAGGACAUCAAGUCUAAGCCAGUCGCUUUGACCGCCUUCUUGGGUUACAAGGCCGGUAUGACCACCAUUGUCCGUGACUUGGACCGUCCAGGUUCUAAGAUGCACAAGCGUGAGGUUGUUGAAGCCGUUACCGUUGUUGACACCCCACCAGUGGUUGUUGUCGGUGUUGUCGGUUACGUCGAGACUCCAAGAGGUUUGAGAUCUUUGACCACCGUCUGGGCCGAGCACUUGUCUGACGAAGUCAAGAGAAGAUUCUACAAGAACUGGUACAAGUCUAAGAAGAAGGCUUUCACCAAGUACGCUUCCAAGUACGCCCAGGACGGUGCCGAAAUCGAACGCGAAUUGGCGAGAAUCACCAAGUACGCUACUGUUGUCAGAGUCUUGGUCCACACCCAGGUCAGAAAGACUCCAUUGGUCCAGAAGAAGGCCCACUUGGCUGAAAUCCAGAUCAACGGUGGUUCUAUCUCUGAAAAGGUCCAGUGGGCCCGUGAACACUUCGAGAAGACCGUCUCUGUUGACGCUGUUUUCGAACAGAACGAGAUGAUCGACGUCAUUGCCGUCACCAAGGGUCACGGUUUCGAGGGUGUUACCGCCAGAUGGGGUACCAAGAAGCUUCCAAGAAAGACCCACAGAGGUUUGAGAAAGGUUGCCUGUAUUGGUGCUUGGCACCCAGCCCACGUUCAGUGGACUGUUGCUCGUGCUGGUCAAAACGGUUACCACCACAGAACCUCUAUCAACCACAAGGUUUACAGAGUUGGUAAGGCUGGCGAUGAAGCUUCUGCCGCUACCGAGUUCGACAGAACCAAGAAGACCAUCACCCCAAUGGGUGGUUUCGUCAGAUACGGUUCUAUCAACAACGACUUUGUCAUCUUGAAGGGUUCCGUUCCAGGUAUCAAGAAGAGAGUCGUCACCUUGAGAAAGUCCUUGUACACCUCUACUUCUAGAAGAGCCACUGAACAGGUCAACUUGAAGUGGAUUGACACCUCCUCCAAGUUCGGUAAGGGUAGAUUCCAGACCCCAGCCGAAAAGGCUUCCUUCAUGGGUACCUUGAAGAGAGACUUGAAGUAA
This is a messenger RNA of Babjeviella inositovora NRRL Y-12698, 1167 nucleotides long. It is a transcript of the gene RPL3, whose product is annotated as 60S ribosomal protein uL3. The coding region runs from base 1 to 1167 and encodes 388 amino acids. Gene Ontology annotation, molecular function: RNA binding; structural constituent of ribosome. Lineage: Eukaryota; Fungi; Ascomycota; Pichiomycetes; Serinales. Gene Ontology annotation, biological process: translation; ribosomal large subunit assembly. The record is from RefSeq and is a predicted model, not a curated record. The transcript has a single exon. Gene Ontology annotation, cellular component: cytosolic large ribosomal subunit; ribosome.